Molecule: messenger RNA, 168 nt
Organism: Monoraphidium neglectum
Lineage: Eukaryota; Viridiplantae; Chlorophyta; Chlorophyceae; Sphaeropleales; Selenastraceae
Product: succinate-semialdehyde dehydrogenase (NADP+)
Exons: 3
Coding region: 1-168 (55 amino acids)
Molecular function (GO): succinate-semialdehyde dehydrogenase (NAD+) activity
Source: RefSeq, a predicted model, not a curated record
AUGAUCGGCGUGAACGAGGCGAGCAUUACGGCUGAGGUGGCGCCGUUUGGCGGCAUCAAGCAGAGUGGCCUGGGCCGGGAGCAGGGCACCAUCGGCAUGGAGGAGUUCCUGGAGGUCAAGUACGUCUGCAUGGGGCUGGGCUAUGCAUCAGAGUCAGAAGACGAGUGA